Molecule: messenger RNA, 1504 nt
Organism: Agrilus planipennis (emerald ash borer)
Lineage: Eukaryota; Metazoa; Arthropoda; Insecta; Coleoptera; Buprestidae
Product: methionine aminopeptidase 1
Exons: 5
Coding region: 274-1404 (376 amino acids)
Biological process (GO): proteolysis
Molecular function (GO): metalloaminopeptidase activity
Source: RefSeq, a predicted model, not a curated record
GGAGUAUUGGUGUAUUCAUUUUGGGGUUAUGCUUGUAAUGUUUUUAAAGCUGUUUAUUUUUAAAAGUACCCAAAAUCUAAAAAUAAUUACAUUUCAAAUAUUUUAAGCAUCAUUUUCUGCAGUCUUUGAAGAUAAAGUAGAGUUUCCAAAAGAAAAAACUGUAAUUAUAACGAAAAAAAAAAUCACGUUUAGGACACUCGUGCAAGAGAAACUCUGUCCCUAAUUUGCAAUUAUUACAGUCAGUGUUGUUUUGUUUUAUUUUUUUGUGUUAUCAUGUCUAGUUUUGGAGUCUGCGAAACGCCUGGGUGUGACCAACCAGCUAAACUGAGGUGUCCAACAUGUAUAAAAAUAGGAAUUCCUGGCUCGUUCUUCUGCUCACAAGAAUGUUUUAAAGGAAAUUGGAAAUCACAUAAGAUCAUCCAUUCAUUAGCCACUGGAGAAAGUCACACCAAGAAUAGUGCAGAAUACAACCCCUGGCCUUAUUUUGAUUUUACUGGAAAAUUACGACCUUUUCCACAAACUCCUAAGCGCACAGUGCCACAAAGUAUUGGAAGGCCUGACUAUGCAGAUCAUCCCAAUGGUUAUCCCUUAUCAGAGCAAGCUGUUAAAGGUUCUAGUCAAAUAAAAGUUCUUGAUGAUGAAGAAAUUGAAGGUGUCAAAGUUGCCUGUAAAUUAGGGAGAGAAGUUUUGGAUGAAGCUGCAAGGGUUUGCGACGUUGGAGUGACUGCUGAUGAUAUCGACAGGGCUGUACACGAAGCUUGUAUAGAGAAAGAGUGUUAUCCAUCACCUUUAAAUUAUUACAAUUUUCCCAAGUCUUGUUGCACUUCAGUGAAUGAAGUAAUUUGUCAUGGAAUACCAGACUUAAGAAAGUUAGAGGACGGUGACAUAUGCAACGUCGACGUUACGGUUUAUCAUCGUGGUUUUCAUGGUGAUCUUAAUGAGACGUUUUUUGUGGGCAAUGUUAAGCCUGAACACAAAAACUUAGUUAAAGUAACACACGAAUGUCUUAUGAAAGCAAUAGAUAUCGUUAAACCUGGCGAAAAGUAUCGGGAAAUUGGAAAUGUCAUUCAAAAACAUGCUCAAGCUCAUGGAUUUUCUGUAGUAAGAAGUUACUGUGGCCAUGGAAUUCAUAGACUUUUUCACACUGCACCGAACGUACCUCACUAUGCCAAAAAUAAGGCGAUUGGUGUAAUGAGGCCAGGUCAUAGCUUUACCAUAGAACCAAUGAUUUCCAUGGGGACAUGGAAGGAUAUUAGUUGGCCAGAUAGUUGGACAGCAGUCACUGCAGAUGGGCAAUGGUCAGCUCAGUUUGAACAUACACUUCUAGUAACAGAGACUGGUUGUGAUAUUCUGACAAUCAGAAGAGAGAAAAACGGUCAACCUCAUUUCAUGGAUAAAAUGUGAAUAAAAUCCGAGUGUUUGCUUGAUAAAAUUAAUUUUAGUAAAUUCUUUUUGCUAUAUGUACAAGUGCCUGAGUCUGGUGCGUAUAAAAUGUUGUAAUAAA